UGUGUUUUUUAAACUCUUAUUCUCAUUCAUUAUAUUAGACAUAUUCGGAAUGGAGGGGGUAUGUCCUUGAACUGCAAGGCUCUGAUUUUUUUGUAUACGCUGGAGUCUUUCACUUUUAUCGGGUCGGGCUAAAAUAUAUUUUAAAUUGCUUAAUACACUUUAAGUCUGGUGCAAUCUAGUCGCGCACGUUACAACCGCAGUGGUCGGAUGACAUAAUGCGUUGCUCUUAGAAUGUAUACUCCACAGCGCGUAGAUUGGGGUCAAAACCAUGUGCGAUAUUACUCAUUUUUAAUAUUUUUUUAAUUAAUAUUUAUCCUUUUUGAGUAUUUUGGCUUGUGUUAAUCGUAAAAAUAUUUUGUUCGUCAAAUUCUUUAAUGAAUUUCAAGUACUCGCAAAUUAAUUUCUUUGAUAUUUGUUAAAAUCAUCGUUUACCUUAAAAUUGGGUUGGUAGACUAGGAGAAACCGACCUAAUUUUUAUUUGUGGUUUUAUGAAUCAUAUAGAAGUUAAUUAACUUGACUAAAAUCCGCGAUCGGAUUUGUAGCGAAUAAAAAGUAACUUCUAAGUUAGUUUUAAAAAUAGUAGUGCAAUAAAAAAAAAAAUGCGUUCACUCAGAAUCUUUCAACAUAAUGUAUGUAAUACACAUAUUAUUUAUGUUAAGGCUAUACGAUAAUUAUGUACUAGUAGAUGAAUAGAAAUUUAAGGGAGAAUAUGAACAAGGCUGUUGUAGGAAGUGUCCAAAUUAUGCCCAUACAAAAGGUCUUGCGUUCCAAAGAAUCUUGAAAACCAAGUUGUUAAGUAGAACAAAAAAGGCAAAGAUUUUCUCUAAAGUUAUAUUAUAAGAAUCUCACUGGAAGAUGGUCUAUUGGUGGAUAAUUUCAGCUUUUUGGUAUGCUAUCAUUAUGAUAAUUACUAACCCGUUGAUGCCCACGCUGAUUACAGAGGUUCUUCCUAAAUUACCUUUACUACUCAUACAACGAUUGGGAACUAUUCCAAUUGAGUCAAUAUAAUAGAACUUUUUGAUCACAAGUCUUCUACGCAUGUGGAGUUAGUUUACGUGCAGUUUGCCUACUUGAAAGUGAAAAACUAUACUACUGAAGUAAUAAGUCGUCGGCCUUCAGACUGGUUCAUAGAUAUUAAAAACAAAUCGCUCAAUACGGAAAAGUAUUCAAAAAGGAGGACAGUUUCCGAUGUAUUCUAAACCAGAACAGGCCGAAAACAAUAUGUUCAUUAAGAGUUUAUCACCUGCGUGGUUGGCCAAAGUAGCAUACGUUGUCAUGCUUCAGAUGCUGUUGUUAUCUACUGUGCGACAAGUGGCUGCGGUCAAAAUGGCUCGCGUGCCCCGUAUAUACAAUGCACUGAUUACCAGCGACCAAGAACUCAUACCCAGCCAAGCUGAUCCGAUUGUUUCACCAGUAUUGCAUCCUCUUCCAUUCUUAGUGUUACCAUAUACAUCAUACUCUAUGUUUUCUUUAUAUCCUACUGGAACUAAAAAGUAUAUUCACUCUUACACAGCCGAGCCCGAAGAAAGGCCAGAGGCAGAUAAUAGUGCCGUUAUUAAGAAUAAUACGCCAGAAAAUAGAGAAAUUCCUGAUGUACCUCCACCUCCACUAUUUCCCCAAAAAAUUGGGAAAAAAGAAGAAAAAAAAAUUGAAGAGUUUCCACCUGCACCAGUUGGUUAUGCUGUUUAAAUAUUUUAUGAUAUUUGUUGAUAAUUCAAAUUGCAUGUGUUUUAACUAUUAGCUAUUAAAAUUAAUGUACGAUGUACAAACAUGCAAUAAUAUGAUUAAAAGACAACAGGGACAGUUAUAUACUAGAGUAAGUGAGGAUGUAAGGUUUAAGAGUUAUGUUUUGACUAUCAAAAUAUGCAUGAUUGUAAAAUUAUUUAUUUAUGUGCAAGCCUAAAAUAAAAUGCUCAAUAAUAUAA
Molecule: messenger RNA, 1925 nt
Organism: Daktulosphaira vitifoliae (grape phylloxera)
Lineage: Eukaryota; Metazoa; Arthropoda; Insecta; Hemiptera; Phylloxeridae
Exons: 4
Coding region: 1189-1689 (166 amino acids)
Source: RefSeq, a predicted model, not a curated record